AUGAUCUGCCACCACUCUUCUAGAAUAAGGUACGAGGUCUUAGUGAUAGUCGAGGAUCAGUUCUCGCCGCUUUUGCGGGUUCAGUUACAACAUUUGCAAUUUGAAAAAAGUUCGGCCGGUCAAAACUACCUAACAUGUAAUGCAAGUGGUAAUGAUCACGGAAGGACCCACUGCAGCUCUGUGCUGAGCUGGCCUGAUACGGUCCCACUGCGUCACUUUCUGCUCAACAGUUUACACGUCAUUGGUCCCAUUGGCCUGGAAACGGAAGAAUGCCUCGAGUUGGUUGAGCAUAGUACGGUUAUUUUCACCUAA
This is a messenger RNA of Necator americanus (New World hookworm), 312 nucleotides long. RefSeq lists its product as uncharacterized. The coding region runs from base 1 to 312 and encodes 103 amino acids. The record is from RefSeq and is a predicted model, not a curated record. Lineage: Eukaryota; Metazoa; Nematoda; Chromadorea; Rhabditida; Ancylostomatidae. The transcript has 5 exons.